Molecule: messenger RNA, 1596 nt
Organism: Penicillium longicatenatum
Lineage: Eukaryota; Fungi; Ascomycota; Eurotiomycetes; Eurotiales; Aspergillaceae
Exons: 1
Coding region: 1-1596 (531 amino acids)
Source: RefSeq, a predicted model, not a curated record
AUGUGCAGCGUCGGCGUGCUUGACAUGCCUUUGUCGUUGGCCCCGAAUACAAUUUGGCGUGAGCGUCGCGCUUUCGCAUAUUACUUUCAGUAUGCUGCUGCAUCAGUUGGGGGUGGACUGGAUCAAGAAUUUUGGCGCACGGUUGUUCCCCAGGUUUGUCGGAGCGAGCCUGCAGUGUGGGAUGCUAUGAUCUGUAUUAGCACUCUGUUUGAAAGCCCUGAUCCUUGUUCCGAGCUUGACCCGCUGCGUCGUGUUUCGCGCACGCUAAGUCAGAAUCAACAGGAUGCAUUGGACUGGUAUGCGCGCUCUGUGUCUGCUGUUCGGCAGGGAAUCACCCGUGGCAGUGUUGACGCUUUCGUGGGGCUGAUUACAUGUAUCUUGUUUAUAUGCAUCGAAUCCCUCUUUGGAAGUAUGGAGGAAGUUAUGCGACUCUAUGCUCAAGGCGUGCAGCUCAUUCUCACCUUGCGAGCCCAGAAGGCCUUUGGCAGACUGGCUUUGCUAAAGGAGACGAUUGUUCCAAUCUUUGCCCGGUUGGGAAUAUUCUCACCUAAUGCAAGUUGGGAAGCUGCCAUGCCAUUACUAGAAGAACUCGAAGAAUAUGCAUCGAUAUCUACGGAAGAAUUUGCCUCCCUUAAGGCCGCCCGGGAGGCCAUCGUUGUGCUCGGCGCAGAGAUCCCGCUCUUGGAGUCGGCCUGCGAGAAGUAUCUACAGUGCUCAAGGGCCUGGUGCAUAUCAGACGAACUCAUGCAACGGCAAACUGUCCUCGCCACUCGCCUUGAGAGAUGGUACACUGCCUUUACGAAUUUGAUGAAGUCUCUACGCGCCUCAAAAGCCGGACUGCCCGGGUCGCAAGUCAGCGCCAGCGCCCUUCUCCUCACGUAUUAUGAAAUGUUAUCUAUUAUUCUCGGGGUCUGUGUAUCGCCAAUGCGGGUCACUACAGACGCUUUCACGCCGAAUUUUCAAACGAUUGUCGAACAAUCUUCUAUCGCGUUAGAGAGUUCGGCGCGAUCAAAUGGCCUCCUCCCGCCAUUCACUUUUGAAAUCAGCAUCGGCCUCCCCCUCUGGUUCACCUGCCUUCGCUGUCGUGAUCCUGCUAUUCGACGUGCAGCACUGGAUCUCCUCGCUCGGUCGCAUCGAGUCCAGGGACUUCACAAGCGCGAGCACGGUACCAUCAUGGGCGAAAAGGUCAUGUUGUUAGAGGAAGCGAUUGCCAUGUCGAAACGUGACACAUCUCCUCUCACGACCGAGUACACCACGCCAAUUAACGAACCGAUCUACCAUGGAAAUUUGAGCCCGGACAGUCCCUUCACCAUUUCACCCGUUAAAGUCGCCGCGAGUCCAUCUCCUGCGCUUUCCGAUAACGAACUGGAUACUGGAAGAUCAGUAUCUGCUGCGCUAAUCCCGCAAGAAGCACGAAUUAGACCCCAUGGCAUCUUUAGGCCCCGGGACGGCUUCCCUCCAGGACUAACGGAGACAGAUGUUGCACGCUGGGGGCAAAAUAGGGAUCAGUACUUUUUGCAAUUCUCAUGGAAUCAGUGCGAUCCGUCCAAUGAAACCUGGGAGAUGGUCUUUGGGUGUGUUCCUAUUGAUAUUUAA